AUGGCAGAUGUGAAAGAGAAGUCUGCGGCCGCCAAGAAGAGCGUGGACGGUUGUGUUGGGUGGUGGACGAGGCUAAGAGGAUACCUCACUUUCAACAGGGAGCUGGUGGCCAUUAAGAUCAUCCUCUUUCUCUUCUACUGCGGUCAGAGUGCCUACCUGCCCUACUUGACCCUCCACAUGCAGGUUCUGGGUCUGACUGUAAAGGAGAUCGCCAUUGUCUACAGCUUCCUGCCUAUUGCCUCUCUCCUGGGUCCUCUAACCUCAGGCCUCGCUGCGGACGCUUUGGGGAAGUACAAGUCUGUGAUGGUGGUGAACACGGUGUUGACAAUAGUGUUACACGUGUCUCUCCUGUACGUCCCGGCCCGCCCGGUCCCCAACCUGGCUCUCACCUGCGGCCCCGACCACCACACAUUGACCUGGGCCGCCUGCGAUCUCUGCCACCAGGACCGCAACCACACCCAGCUGGAACUGACACUCAAGGACUGCAGGUUCCACUGUGAGGCGCCCCCGCCGGAGGAGGAGGAGGAGGAGGAGCUGCAGGUGUGUCUGGGCGUCGACCACCUCACCCACUGCCUCCCCCUCAACACCACUAACCAGAUGCAGCUGAACGGGACGGUAUUAUCGUGGCGCGAGGACGAUAGAUGCAGCCACAGAUGGUACGACCUAGUCUAUGAGGGCCAGGUGUUCCAUACCCUCACCUGCCCGUCUCGGUGCCAAGUGGAGUGCCAGGUGGAGGGACUUCUCUCCUGUGGCCAUCCCGACGACCCCACCAAUAACCCCCACACCUUCUGGAUCUACUUCUGGUUGAGAAUGGCUGCUAUGUUCUUCAUGGCGUCAGCCUUCUCCAUGUCUGAUGCGACGACGCUGGCCCUCCUGGAGCAGCAUGGAGGUGAUCUGGGCGUGCAGCGCCUCUACGGCGUUGUGGGCUUGUCUCUGGGACCGCUCUUCUCUGGCAUCCUCAUCGACAAAUUCAGCCCAGACCCUGGAUCGCCGGACUACUCUCCAGGGUUCUACAUUGGGGGGAUCCUCGUUCUUCUCUCCAACAUUCUGGUUUCCAGACUCAACUUCACGGUAAAGACUGCGGGAGAGAACGUGAUGAAGAACCUAUUCAAGCUUCUUUGCCGGAUUGAGAUCGACGUCUUCCUCCUGAUGGUCCUGGCUCAAGGGGCCAGCUGGGGCUUUAUCGAGAGCUUCCUGUUCGUCUUUCUCAAAGAGCUGGGCGCCCCCACAUAUCUCUUAGGUCUGACUAUAACGGUGGGGAGCCUAGGGGGCGCUCCUCUUCUACUGGUCCUCGACCGCGUGAUUGACAGGAUGGGUCGCCCCAUCGUCUUCAUAUUCUCAUUCUUCACCUACGCCGUCAGACACUUCGGGUACUCCUUCAUCAAAGAUCCGUGGUUGUCGAUGCCGUUCGAGCUUCUGGAGGUGGUGACGAAUCAGUUGAUGUGGCUGGCUGUGCUGACCUUCUGUCCCAUCCUGGCGCCCAGAGGCCUCCUGGCGACCAUGACGGGGAUCACAGGUUCCAUCCAUUACUCCCUCGGUCGUGGAGUUGGGUCCCUGCUGGGCGGGUUCCUCAUCAGUCAGUAUGGCACAGUCAACACCUUCAGGAUCUUCGGGGGCAUCUCCCUCGGCUGCGGCGCCCUCUAUGCUCUCGUCCACUUCACCUUCCUCAAGAACAAGAUAGCAGAGAGGGAGGCAAGUUAUAAGGAGCAAAAAGAACUAGAGGAGGAGGAGGAAGCCAUGUUAGAUAAAGUCUACAACACCACGGUCAAGCCAAUUUCAGACAUCCAUACCGAGGCAGAUACCAGCUGCUAAGAACAAUUACCACACCAUUUGUUUAUGAACUACACCCCCAACAUGACUGGGAAUUUCACGUCAAUCCAUUCGUGUGCGGUAUAUUCAAUAGCACAUAUAUAUAUGCGGCAAAGGCAUAUCUCCCCAUUUUGGAUGGGUAUUUAUGAAAAACAGACGAAAACGCAGCAUGUUGACAAACAAGUUUAUACCGAAUUUUCUAAUAAUUUAGCGAAAUUAACAAAUUCUUUGCGGUUGUCAUUCCAGAAUCAUGAAUAUUCUUACAUGCAGACCCUACGAUGGAAAAAUUAAACGUGUGGGGGUAACGAGAAAUAAGUGUAACUGGACAAUUUGUGGGCCAUCCCAAUCAUAUUAUCACUUCAAUCCUUUUUAGUUAAAAUCAGUUAUGUUUAAGAAAUCCACAUUGGAGGCUAUUAGAAGCACUACGAUUUCCACGACUGCAAUGUCCAUAGCGUCUAAGUACUGGGUCAUCAGUUUGGUGUUGGCAAAUUAUUCAGACACGCGUACAAGUUACAGAUCUAGUUUGAUCACAAUUUUGUAUUUCAAAUAAUUGAAGUCCUGUUUGCUCUUUUAAUUUAAUAUUUUAUACAGGGUUUUUUUUAUUGUAUACUUUAGAUAAGUUUGUAUUAAACACAUACUUCCA
Procambarus clarkii (red swamp crayfish) is the source of this 2452-nucleotide messenger RNA. NCBI's taxonomy places the organism in Eukaryota, Metazoa, Arthropoda, Malacostraca, Decapoda, Cambaridae. The record is from RefSeq and is a predicted model, not a curated record.